Molecule: messenger RNA, 6451 nt
Organism: Dicrocoelium dendriticum
Lineage: Eukaryota; Metazoa; Platyhelminthes; Trematoda; Plagiorchiida; Dicrocoeliidae
Source: the annotation of a GenBank genome assembly
GCUUUGCGGCGUGGCCUUGGCACGCUGGAUAAACUCCGGAUUUGUGACGUCUUCACUGUAGUACGUCUGGUGUUUGUUUUAAGCCAGCAGAUCAUUGUCACUUCCUUUCCUUUGCCUUUGAUUUUUCUUGUUGUUGCAGCAGUUACUUGCUGUUCGUACACACCCAUGUAUUUACCUCGCGCUCGGCCCUCUGUCGGCAGUUUUGACGUCGGCAUUCACCUCGCCACGAAGUUUUAUUGAAACAAUCCAGCCGCCUUUGAAGGUUUAUGUUGUCUUUCAGCCCCUCGGUUUGUUUCGACCUUGUACCUCUUGGACACGGUAGCCCUCGGAACCCUCAAUCGGACGCAUACCAUACAUACGUUUCGUUGCCGUGUCCUCCUUCGAAUGGGUUCUACUCAUCAGUAUGGUAACCAACAACGAUAUGGUUCAGCUGUCCCUUGCUGCUAAAAAUGUAACACGCCAAGAAAAGCCAAGGCAUAUGAAGUACCUCAACGAGUUUCGAACACAACAGUGCCGCCUUUUCUUGGAACAGCAAUGUCAGUUUCAUCGUCCUUAUACUUGUUUUCAUUGGCAUUUUCCCAAUCAAAAGCGGAGAAGACCUUUUAAGCGUCCUGAUGGAACUUUUAAUUACAACCCUGACGUUUAUUGUGACAAGUACGACGAGGCAACAGGAUCAUGUAAUGAUGGCGACCAUUGCCCCUACGCCCACAGGAAUGCGGGUGAUACGGAAAGGCGAUAUCACCCACGCUAUUUCAAGACUGGAAACUGCAUCUAUGAAACAACUGAAAAUGGCUCUUGCGUCAAAAACGGACUCCACUGCGCAUUCGCCCAUGGUCCAGAUGAUAUUCGGCUGCCCGUUUACGACAUUCGGGAGGUGCAAGAUGUUUCGUCCAAGUUUGUUGUCAAUUUGCCCGCGAGUCUGGAGAAGGAACGGGUGCUCAGUGAAGAUCCAAAAUGGAACGAAAUGUUCCACGUGUUGGCGUUCUAUAAAACGGAGCUGUGUCGGAAACCACCUCGCAUGUGCCGACAGGGCUACUCGUGUCCCUUCUAUCAUAAUGGAAAAGACAAGCGAAGAUCGCCGGAGAAAUGGCGUUACCGGAGUACCCCGUGUCCCACCGUUCGUCCGAAUGAUGAAUGGCAGGACAGCAGUUUGUGCGAGUCAAGGGAUUCGUGCCCCUACUGCCACACUCGGACGGAGCAACAGUUUCAUCCGGAGAUCUACAAAUCUACUAAAUGCAAUGAUGUGAUCAAUUCUGGAUACUGCCCUCGCGGUCCCUUCUGUGCCUUCGCUCACUCCAACUGUGAACUGACUGCUGGACGCGAUUUUCUCGCCAAAUUGCAACAGGAACGUAUCUGCUCCAACCCUGACCAUCUUAUGCUGCCGUGCUCCAACGCUACUUGUGUUGCAACUGCGGCUGCUGCAUUGGAGAGCGCACAUUUACAUGUUUUCGGCACCAGCGUUUGUCCCGGUGUAGUUGCGACCGUCGGAAUGCAGCGCCCGAACGCAUCAUCGCAAUUUUUCCAUAGAGGUUCGAACCACCCGUUUCCUUCGUUUACUUCUGGCGACGUUGGAGUAAGCGAUCCGAUUAAACGUACUGCCCAAAAGCCAACUGCGCUUAUACCUAACCUCAUGUCUCCAAUCGGUCCAGUGAGCAUUCCGUCUAGGUCAAUGAUGCAAAACGCAGUUCGUGGACGGCGAUUAGACCAAUGUGGUUCACCGCAUCAGGGCAUCGGUUCCUGGCAAUCUUCAAUCAGCGCCUUCUCUCCGGAUCCAACUGGACACUUGACCACUUCCCAAGGUGUUCUGAUGGACAGUGUACCCGGAAUAUUCACUCCAGAACUUUCGUCCACACCCAUGGUCUGCUCCAACGGAUCAGUCAACCCAUCUCAACCCCAUCUACCCCUUGGUCAGUACAGACAGCUGCAAGGAAACGUCUUUUCGACUCCUUUUAUCUUGGAUUCUCACAUCCGCGAUUCUGCACGACAUCGAAGUGGUGGUUCCGUUUCCUCGGAAAGCGGAGUUUCUUCCACAGUCCCCAUGGAUGAUCAUCUGUUGCAUUCGACGAACCUUUCAUCUAUACUGGGCACUUCGACCUAUCCUGGACGCUCAAUGAAUUCAGUCCUCUCUGGAGCUCCUUUGACGAUAUCUUCUGCUGGAAUCCAGCAGCAACAAACCUAUCGGAGCGCUUCUAAAAAGACCCGUGCGCCAUCUGCCGCACAGUUUGCUGGUGGACCCGUCGGUCUGCGUCCCCAACAAUAUCGUCAAAAGGUCUCUCCAUCUGCUCGCACAGCUUCCGAUCCGGAUACCUUGGAUCCUACCCGAUCCACGGUCUUACCGGAACGUUCUGCUGCCCUGAACAGAGGUGAGCUUUGGCAUCCUGCCUACGGAAUAGCUUCUCUGACGGAUCGGUUGUCUCGUCCUUCGUGGCCUUGGCAGCCACGCGUCACUGAUUCAGGUAAUAACAGCGAGGCUAGCAUGACAGAGACAGAUGUGUGUGGCUUGUUCGACUCUAGUAUUGCCAAUAUUUCCGGCAAUGUUACCAUUCCCAUUCCCAACUCACUUCUGGAAGAAAGCAAUCGUGACAGCGGUCUGGUGCCUGACUUUACCUCGUUUGGGAACGGAACCAUCGGCGAUCAUUUGGAAACCAGCCAACUGGGGGCAUAUUGCGAUAGCGAUCAGUUCACAGGUCGUCAGUUGCCAUCAGAUACCUCGUAUGGUUCAAUCGCCAAACCCUCAACCGGAUCGAUGCGGGUCCCUUCCGAUGUGUCAGAUGAAGGCCAACUACCGUAUCCCCAGUUUUUCAAUACUCGCUUGGGCGUUCUUAGCCCUGAAAAUUUGACCAUUGCAGGUGCUGGCUUUCAUUCUCCUUUGGACGAUAUCCUAUUAAAUACGAGUUGUGCUCUGGACAGCCUAGAUCAGCUGACCGCUUGCAAUACUGCAAGUGUCGCACCAAAUGCCAGUUUAUCACCCAUAGCAACUGUUGCUACGUCAGGCCCCAUGGCUAUUCCUGGACGCCCUACCGAUACGGAUCUAUCGGCUCCACGAUUUGAUCCGACUUCCGGCUUGAGUUCGCAUUUCUACUCUGCACUGUCCGCUCAUAGCGCCUUAUCAGAACAACUACAGCAGCCACAUGACUCAAAUAAACCUUUGCUGCAGAACACUUGGCCUCUUGAUGCACACGAACUUUCGGAACCCGAGACUAGAAAGUAUUCUACGGAUAUAUCAUCUCCAAUUCGAUCACAAAUGUCACAAAGCUUUUCUCCCAUAGUCGGUGCUCCGCUUACUCACACUCGCCAGAAGCCCACCUUUGACUUGAGUAGCGACGCCACUUCGCCAUCCAUGGAAGCCGCCUACGCCUGCUCUCGUGAGGUUGUAUCUACCUCGAUUCCAUCUGCUGAACGUCCUGCGAAACUCAUCAACAAAAGUAGCUUAGCGUCCCCAUCGCAAACGAUGACUCCACUUAGCCGCGGUGGGAUGGGGUCAGCUAGCGCCUUAUCCCGAACUCCGGCGGCUGUGGAUUUCAAUAAUCUGCCUCAAUCUCCCAUUCUUCUGUCGUCUCCAUUCAGUAAUCCAGGUUCGGAGUUAGAGCGUUUGUCUUUGCAACGAGAGUUGGACGAGGUUCGUCAGCGUUUGGGAUCGAAAGAGGAUGAGGUGGAGACCUUGAAGAAGCAACGUGACUUUGUCACAGAACAUUUGCGUGAUUCGCUUGGGGUGAUUCGUCAACUGUUCACCACUCUCAACGUAUCUUCUCCUCCGAGCGACCUCUCCAAGCCAUUGUUUGUCGACACAAGCGCUGACAUGGGAAGCAGCUCCGGUACCGGAUGCAGUGCUCCGCUUCGCACAGUUUCUGACAGCUCAUUGGACAAUUGCGACGAGGUAUAUACUUCAGAGGCGAGCUUUAUCGAUCAUAGUACCCCGGAACUUGUUUCUGACCAACACCGUCUUGAACCCAGUCACGCAUACUUGAAGAAACCUGCUUUGCAGCAGCAACAAGAAGCUUUGGCUGCCCUUUUCUCAAAUCCCUUCGUGAUGGCGUUACUAAAUUCUAAUACAUUGUCGGCAAAUUCGAGUGCUGAAUCCCCUCCUGCUGUCCAUUUCCAUCAUUUCAGCUCUGCAAAUGAACAACAUUUGUUCACCACACAGCCCUUCACUUCGAUUCCCCCCAAGGAUCCACAUCACCUGCAAUCCAUACCGUUGGAACAUAGUCGUCGUGAUGCGUUCGAUAUUGCUGCGUCCGCCACCGAGUUGUCAGCUCCUCUUACGAACACGGAGCACACGGCAUCACGUGCAACAGAUGGCGAUACUGAACAUGCCAGUUCGGAUUCUACCGAAUAAAGUAGCUAUCUAUGAAUGUGUAUUUACGCGGAUCCUCCAUCACUAGGGACACGUUUCCGAUUUCCGAUCGCUUGUACCAAUCGUACCUCCGGAUCGCUUCGUUUAUGUGCAGUUGCUUUUCUCUAGCGUCAUUCGAAUUCCAUUUAUCCGCCAUCACUAUUAUGUAUACCGUCUCCGCUCCGUCGUUACCAUCCCCUAUUAGCACCACUAACGAGUCACCUGUGGUCUAGUGGCUAUCCUCCUCAAGAUUAAGUACCCCAAGAAACCACAUUCGUCUACCCCGCAAUACCACUGCAGCCAUUCGGGAAGGAUGUUAUUCCAUAGUAUUACUAAUCGAUGUGCAAGACUUUUCUUCACUCUCACAGCCACAUGCCUUCGCCCACAAUUCGCUCCCAAAUCAGGUCACAGUCCCAUCCCAACGAAUUCAUCCAUUGUUUUCACCCGGAUUCUUCUAUACGUUCAUUUCACCCUACGGAUCUUGUGAUUCCCUUUUUGUAUAGUCCUUAUUUAUUAUCAUUACAAACGACCAUGAUGUCGUCUUCCUUUAGUAUCCGUUUUUCCGGAGUGCUUUUUCGUUCACUUUUGUCUGUCUAUCCGUAGUUAUGUCUUGCAUUAGCGAUUUCAUAGAUUAUCGGAAGCAUUUUGUUCUCCACUUUUAUUUUGGAUACCCAAUAUUUUCCAAUCCUGUACCGACCGCCUGUCCACAGGAUGGCUUUUUCUUACCGUUGCAAUCGCGCAUCAGACAAUUGUUGCUUUUCAGUAAUUUCCCAUGCAAUAUGCUGCUCACUUGCUUAAGGCGACCUUCAUCAUGGGACCCCCUCCCUCACUUUAUUGUAUGGCCUCCUUCCCAUUCGAUUGUUUCAUCCAGAACGUGUAUCCUACUCACUGCUAGUCGCAGUCACGUCGUUUUCCGUCUUUCAUCGGUCGUUUAAACUCUCAUUGGUUUUGCACUCACUCAUGCGCUCACUCAGGUUCACUUUCAUCGGUGAAUAUCCGUCUCCAUCAGGUCUGUUUACUUUCCGUUGUUCCAAAUCCCCACCCCCCUCAUUUUCUGUCAUGUCAGCAGCAUACACUCCUUCGACAGUCUAGUUGCGUGUAUUUCGUAUCCUUUCUUACUGACUCUCGAGUCUUUUUUACUUCCUUUAAUAAGGACAGCAGUCACUGCGAUCUACGACUUACCUAUCGCUAUUGCUCGUACUUCAUCAGGUUUCACCUAUUUUUCUUCGCCUCUAGAAACUCACCGUUUUUACACAGUACCCGUUGUUGCAAAGCAUUUCACAAACUGUCACGACGGUUUUUAUGCUUUCAUGCUACUUAUACUACACCACCCAUUUCACGGACAUAGCUCCAUCAGUGCAGACAAGCUCAGCGUCUUUCCAUUUCUUCACCCCCUCUCUCUACAAGCGCUUAGCAUUCUAUGCGCAAUCAAUUUUCCAUCAUCUUAUCGCCAUUCACAAUCUCGCGACUAUCUCAUCGGCCCAUUGUUCUUAUCAUAGCGAUUGUGCGAAGGUACACCAACAGACUCGAACCCUCUCCGGUAGCCCCUGCUGCCACCGUUACUUAUCACUUUUCUCUGCGCAGUUCCUUUGGUGGUGGCGGUGGUCAUUCCUUUUACGCAUCCCAUUGCUAUCCUCUACCUGCUGCCCCGUUGAGAUGGAAAACACAAUACAAAGGUCCACGUUCAGACUAUUCUGUCACUCUUGUUCUCCGAAAAUUGAUACACAGCCAUGUGUUUUCUCUUCAUCGCCCUAUCCUUUGUGUACGUCAUUCGCUCACUCGCUCCUCUGAGACUCAUUUUGCCAUCAGAUGUUAUGGUUUGCUACAGUUCCAUCUCUUUAUGCGCGAUUGUUUUUGGUCUUUUUUGCUAAUCAGAGACUGUUUAAUUUAGAUUAUACUUAUUUUCAGAUAGGAUUUUCAUGAAUACAUUGCCAUUAGACAUCUUACUUACCUCACACCAGAGUUUCUACUUUUUCCCACCAUGCUAAUCUGAGCACCGUCGCCAUAUUUAUUGUUCAGCGAAUCUUAGCUUCUCUCGCGAAUCGAGUGCAUCGCUGAGGCGGUUAGUUUUACACUACGACUGAUCAUUUCCCCUCAUACCAAAGAAUGCUAUUUCAC